AUGCUGUGUGCUGGAUGGCUGCUUAGGUUUAAAACUUUUGAAGAUUUAAUCCUAAACUGGAAGGCCGGGGCGCUGGAGUUCGCCCACGGCCGCACUGGGCAUGCUCAGAGGCGGCCGCGGGGGCAGCCUCUCUUCGCAGGCGCUCGCUCUCGGCGGCGGGCGGGCUCGCGGCUGCAGCUGGAGCUCCAGCGCCCGGAGUUGGAGUUGCCGGGAGUUUCCCCCCCAGUCCCUCCCUCCUCGCGCGCGGCAGCAGGAGCCGGCGCGGGAGGCGCGAGCGGCGGCCAGCCAGCACCCGAGCAGGCAGAGCUCGUCCGGAGCCCGGAGCCCCGUACGGGGCAGUUCCCGGGGAGGAGCCUCGCGGGCUGGGACGCGUGCGGCGCACUGGCACUGUCUGGGCACAGACCGCGCUGCAAGGUAGGGCCGGGGCGUGGGGAGCCGGGCAGAGGCCAGUCCGGGGCUGGGGGGAUGCGGCUGCAGCAGCCGUGGCUUUUGGAGCGCCCGGCGCGCUGUCUGAUGCGUGUGGCCAGGUCAGGGACCCCGCUGCGGGGCGGCGGGAGUAGGCAGGCGCCCAGGGGGAUGCUUUCAAGUUGGCGGCGGCGGGAGAGGGGGCUGCGUGCUGGGGUGCAGCUGUUUUGUGCGCGCAGAGCGGAACUCGGGUCCCUGGUUCCGUACCCCCCACCAACCCCACCAAACCAGGGACCCGGUGUGCGGGCAGGGCUGGGCGAGCCGCAGAGCGGAGCAGUUUGCUUCGAGAAAGUUGAGGGGAGUGCCCUUCUUUCCUCACUGUCCCCGCGGUAG
Messenger RNA from Rangifer tarandus platyrhynchus (Svalbard reindeer), 798 nucleotides. NCBI's taxonomy places the organism in Eukaryota, Metazoa, Chordata, Mammalia, Artiodactyla, Cervidae. The record is from the annotation of a GenBank genome assembly.